Molecule: messenger RNA, 1682 nt
Organism: Cornus florida
Lineage: Eukaryota; Viridiplantae; Streptophyta; Magnoliopsida; Cornales; Cornaceae
Product: B3 domain-containing protein Os11g0197600-like
Exons: 4
Coding region: 518-1396 (292 amino acids)
Molecular function (GO): DNA binding
Source: RefSeq, a predicted model, not a curated record
UUGUUAACUUAAUAUAAUAUUUAAUGAAUAAAUAUGUAUUCGAUAACUUUAUACUUAAAAAUUUAGUUUUAGUUUAGAUGGGUUAAAAUUACUAAUUAAAAUUUAAAAAAGUAUUCUUAUUCAAAAAAAAAAAAAAUAAGCAAACAAUUUCCAAGUUUUAUUACUUAAGUCUUAAAAUACAGUUAUUAAAUUCGUUUUAAUUCCAUUAAUGAUAAAGCAUUUCUUAUAGUUUUCUCCCUCUACCUGCUGUUUCCUUCCCGAAGAGUGCUUUGUCCAUUGUGCAGUUUCCUUUGUGCAAUAACAUUAUACAUAUCCAAACCUGGGAAACCAAAGAGUUGUUUCGGCAACUCUUGGCCUAACCUGUAUUAAGUGAAUUACAAAAGUACCUUUGUUUUUUUUACAAAAGUACUUGACCUCUGUAUUAUUUAUAGUCCUGAUCAGUAGUAGAUGACCCAUAUCACUAUCAACAUCAAUUUGGCCAUUGAAAGGGUCUACAAUUCUCUGUUUAGGAGAAAAUAUGUCCUCCUCCGGGAUGGAUGGGAAGCUUCCUAUAACCAGGCAUUUCUUCAAGGUCAUGAUUCUUGGUUUCCGCACAAAACUUCGCAUACCAUCAGUUUUCUGUAGAAAACUACCAUAUGGAAUGAAAUUGGAAGAAGCAAUUCUUAGGAGCUCCAAAGGAUCAUGGCAUGUUAAAGUUGGUAAAUGCAGCAAAGGAUUUAUCUAUUUCACUGAGGGCUGGAACAAUUUUGUGCAGCACCAUAGCCUUAAUCUUGGAGAUUUUGCUGUAUUUGAGCACAAGGGAAAGAUGCAUUUCGAUGUGUAUGUGUUUGAUAAUAGUGCUUGUGAGAAAGAGUUUGUUCCCGUUGCUGGCAAGAAAAAAAAAGAGGUUCCUGUGAAGUUGGCUCGUGGGACAAUAAAGAGAGAACCAGUUGCUCUUACGAAAGAGUUUCCCCUGAAGUUGGCUCAUGGCAUAAAAAGAGAAUCUAAUGGAGUGAGCAUUCCUCUACAUGCCAAGCGUGUUAAAAGUGAAAGGCCACUUGAGGAAGCUGCAUCCAAUUCCCCCAGAAUUUCCCACUUUAAAUCAACAAUUAAACCGUCCAAUGGGAUACACCAUCGAGCUUAUAUGAAUGUCCCGCUAGAAUUUAUUAAAUCAAAUAACCUCAGUCAGAUCUGCAGCGUUACUCUCCGAGAUCCUUCUGGAAAACUGUGGCUUGUGGAAGUUCGAUCCCGGAAUUCAUCCCUAAGAACUUACUGGUACCUGGCAAAUGGUUGGCAUGAGUUUUUUGUUUCCCAUAAGCUGAAAGAAGGAGAUGUUUGCGCCUUUGAACUCAAUCAUACAACAACAAGAGCUAAAAAUGUCUUCUUGGAUGUUCAAAUCUUUCGGGCUCCAAUCUAAGCACUCCCUGCUUUUCUAGUACUUGAUUAUGUGGUUUUGCAUUUUUCCUUUUGGUACUUGGGGGUUGUGUUGGUUGAUAUUAGCUCUGACUUUUUAAGGUGGUUGUGGAAAUUGUUUGAUGUUGGCGGUUCUCGUACUCUUUUGAUCUCUAAAAAUGUAGUCAUUUUUAUUUUUUAAUGUGGUUUCACAUUAUUUUUUUUCUUGCUUAAUGCUUUAUGGUUUUAACCAAGCAUGCAGUGUUACAAACUUGUUCUGAUAAUGGUAAGUUGUUGUUUUGAGUUUUAAA